AUGAAGUUACUCCUCUGUGCUCUCGCCCUUGUCGUCCCGGUUGUCCCGGUGCUGGGUCAAACAACGAUUCUCACUCAGGCGGAACAUGCCCUCUACCUCGAACUGAUUUCCAGCAGGGUAACCGACAAGUGUGCCUGUUCAAAAAGUGAUCCCCACCUCACAACCUACGAUGGUCAUAACACGGACUGCCAAGGAAGUGGCGACUACAUCCUCAGCAGGUCUCUUGAUUCUGAUUUUGAAAUGCAAGCGCGCUUUUCCAUCAACUCUCUCCGCCAAGGUACUUUCAACUUUGCCACAGGACAGCUCCAGAUUUUCAAUGGUACUGUGGCCAAAUCAACGGUCUUCAAGUCUGGUUAUGACAGCGAGCCUGUCAUUGAAGUCUUUGCUGGAUCGAACAACGCUCAAAGUCUUGGUGAGUGUGAAAUGGAAUGGUUCUUUGACAAGGUGGAGAAGGCAAACAUUGGUUCUGGAUCCGGCAUUUCAGGCGGAACCAGCGGUACCGGUGAUGGUACUGAUAAUGUAGGCCAUGGUUUUGAAGACCUUGGCUGGGGUGUCUUUAUGCGAUCUGGACCAUACAGGUACCUGUACCUUCGAGAGUCCAAGGUCUACCUCGAGUUCAAGAAGUGGCACUUUGACACUUGGGGCUGUGCCAUGAACGUCUGUGUCUGCCUACCCAACACUUCUCUCAGGAAUGAAAAAUUUGUCGGGUUGUUUGGCACACCGAACUGGGACACCUCCGAUGAAUACAUGGAGAGGGACGGAAAGAAAAUCCCCAAUGGCAAAGUGCCGAGAACGGUUGCUGAUCAAAACGCUUACUGCCUCGAACACUGGUGCAUUAAUGACAAGAAUGAAAACAUGUUCAAAUAUCCUCUUAAUGGUGCCCCAACUACAGAACCAAGCCCCAGUCCCACAGAUACUCCAACAUCCAGCCCAACCUCGAGCCCAACGUCCGGCCCAACAUCUAGUCCAACAGCCGGCCCAACAGGAUCACCUACAUCCUCACCCACUGGACCUCAAACUGGUGCCCCAACAGGUGCACCGACAGGAACACCCACGGAAACACCUACUGGAAGUCCAACCAAGGCAGCAACAGACCCACCAGCCCCAGACCAACCGGAUGACCGAAGUGGUGGUACAGAAGAAGUUUAUGUGAAGGGUGACCCACAUUUCAAGACCUUUGGAGGAGACAUGUAUGAUGUAAGUCGCUACAACAUACCUCAACUGCCAACGCGAAACGCAAACUCAACUUUUCACUGCUGA
This is a messenger RNA of Seminavis robusta, 1260 nucleotides long. The record is from the annotation of a GenBank genome assembly. NCBI's taxonomy places the organism in Eukaryota, Bacillariophyta, Bacillariophyceae, Naviculales, Naviculaceae.